UCCUGGGUGGGUUAUGCCCCUAUGGUGGUUGGAGCUGGGUGUUGUCUUGUCUUGUCUCUGGAGUAGCUGCAAUGGAGUGUGGGAUGGUUCUGACCCACUUGAAGGUCCAGCCUGGCGAGAGCAUCGCCGUGAAGGGGACGGUGCUGCCGGAUGCUAAGAGCUUUGCCCUGAACAUGGGCCGGGCCGGCUCGGACCUGGCCCUUCACUUCAACCCCCGCUUCGAGAGCCACGGGGACACCCGCAUCAUCAUCUGCAACUCGCUGCAGGGCGGGGAGUGGGGGGAGGAGCAGCGGGAGCCGGACUUCCCCUUCCAGCCGGGGCAGGACGCCAAGAUCUGCGUCUCCUUCGAUGCCCAGGAGCUGACGGUGGCGCUGCCGGGGGAGCAGCAGCUCAAGUUCCCCAACAGGCUGGGGCUGGAGGCCAUCGAGUUCUUCUCGGUGGAGGGAGACUUCAGGGUCAAGUCCAUCAAGUUCAAGUAGCUCCUCCCCUUCCCUGCUGGCUCCACCCCCUCCAUGGGGGGUUAAAAUCUACCAAUAAACAUCAUCUGCUUGUCA
Chelonia mydas (Green sea turtle) is the source of this 554-nucleotide messenger RNA. RefSeq names its product galectin-1-like. The record is from RefSeq and is a predicted model, not a curated record. NCBI's taxonomy places the organism in Eukaryota, Metazoa, Chordata, Testudines, Cheloniidae. Gene Ontology annotation, molecular function: carbohydrate binding; laminin binding. Bases 72 to 479 code for a protein of 135 amino acids. The transcript is spliced from 4 exons.